UCCAUGGCCCACGCAUUCUUGAUCCACAAUGUCCGCUGCCGGCCGGGGCAGGAGGCCGGGCCCUGCCGAGUGCUCUACUCCAGGGUCUUCAGUCCCGAAAGGCUGGACGAGGGCGGAUGCAAGGACGCUGAGAAGGAGCGGCUACGCAGGAAGGAGCAGAUCCUGGCUGUAGCAAGGCAAGCGGAGUCGGCGUGCAGAUUGUACCACCAGGCCUCGGGGAAGCCCCCCUCCGAACACCUCAUCCAGCUGCCGGACGAGUCCGUCUCCCUGCAGGACGCUCCCUCGGGGGUCUUCCGUCUCCCGCCGGGGGACCCCUUCUGCGAGGAGAAGACCGUGCUCUGGCUGGCCGUCCAGUCCCUGGGCUUCUCUCUGGUCUGCGACCCCCACGAGAACCCGAUGCUGGCGGAGAGCACCCUGCGGCUGCUGGCCAAGGAGCUCCUGGACCACCUCAAGCUGCUCGGCGCCGGGAGCGACGUGGUGCUCAAGGGCGACAAGACCGAGGCCAUCCUCGGCAAGUUCCUGCCGCACGGCCAGCUGCGCUUCCUGAACGACCAGUUUGUGCUCAGCCUGGAGAGGGAGGCGGCCGCCUCUCUCGGCAAAUAGGAGGGCUGGGACCGGACGGACGGGAAAGGGAGAUGUUUCUCUAGGUCC
Messenger RNA from Gekko japonicus, 651 nucleotides. It is a transcript of the gene AP5S1, whose product is annotated as adaptor related protein complex 5, sigma 1 subunit. Lineage: Eukaryota; Metazoa; Chordata; Lepidosauria; Squamata; Gekkonidae. The record is from RefSeq and is a predicted model, not a curated record. Bases 4 to 603 code for a protein of 199 amino acids. The transcript has 2 exons. Gene Ontology annotation, biological process: double-strand break repair via homologous recombination; endosomal transport. Gene Ontology annotation, cellular component: late endosome; cytosol; lysosome.